UGUCGUUUCUGGUUUCUAUAAGUUGAAACAGCUUUGCGAUUAGCAUCACUUGGGACUCGAGAGGGUCGAGUGUGACCAGUUUUAGCUUCGUUUAUCGCUUCUCACUCCCAACUCUCAAAUUCUCGUAUCCUUGAUUUCUUCUUCAAACACCAAAGCACGAUUCACAGCAAGAAAAUCCCGAUGUUGCAGCUUUCUAUUCAACGAGUGAAGAAGUUGAACAUUUUGAGGCCGCAGAUCUUUGCUUUGGGAAGUUCAUAUAUGUCAACGGUUGCUCAGCCAUCUGCCAGUAAGCGCAAUCCGCAGAGGGUUCCAAAUCUUAUUGGAGGCAGUUUUGUUGACUCCAAAUCAUCAUCUUUCAUUGAUGUCAUAAACCCAGCAACCCAAGAAGUUGUUUCAAAACUUCCUUUGACUACAAAUGAAGAGUUUAAAGCUGCUGUAUCUGCAGCAAAAAAAGCAUUUCCAUCAUGGCGUAACACUCCUAUUACAACACGCCAGCGUGUGAUGCUGAAACUUCAGGAGCUUAUUCGUAGAGAUAUGGAUAAACUUGCACUGAGUGUGACCACUGAACAAGGAAAGACGUUAAAGGAUGCACAAGGAGAUGUAUUCCGUGGUUUAGAGGUUGUGGAACAUGCUUGUGGGAUGGCAACUCUACAAAUGGGGGAAUAUGUUUCAAAUGUAGCACAUGGAAUUGAUACUUACAGUAUUAGAGAACCACUUGGUGUCUGUGCUGGUAUUUGUCCUUUCAACUUCCCUGCAAUGAUUCCCUUGUGGAUGUUCCCAAUUGCUGUUACAUGUGGUAAUACCUAUGUUCUAAAGCCAUCAGAGAAAGAUCCAGGUGCUUCUAUAAUGCUAGCUGAAUUGGCAUUGGAGGCUGGUUUGCCGGAAGGUGUCCUAAAUAUAGUCCAUGGAACACAUGAUAUUGUGAAUGCUAUUUGUGAUGAUGACGACAUCAAAGCCAUAUCCUUUGUUGGUUCAAAUGUUGCUGGAAUGCACAUAUAUUCAAGAGCAGCAGCUAAAGGGAAACGUGUUCAAUCUAAUAUGGGGGCCAAGAAUCAUGCCAUUGUCUUGCCAGAUGCAAAUGUUGAUGCUACUUUAAAUGCUUUAGUUGCUGCUGGUUUUGGUGCUGCUGGACAAAGGUGCAUGGCUCUCAGUACAGUUAUUUUUGUUGGAGGCUCAAAACCUUGGGAAACUAAACUUGUUGAGCGUGCCAAAGCCCUUAAAGUAAAUGCUGGAACUGAACAUGAUACUGACCUUGGUCCAGUCAUCAGCAAACAGGCAAAGGAGCGGAUACAUAGAUUAGUUCAAUCUGGGGUUGACAGUGGUGCCAGACUACUGCUUGAUGGAAGAAAUAUAGUGGUACCUGGAUAUGAGUCUGGAAAUUUUGUUGGCCCAACCCUCCUAUCCGAUGUCAAUGCCAACAUGGAGUGCUACCAGGAGGAAAUUUUUGGCCCAGUUCUUCUUGUGAUGGAGGCUGAGAGCUUGGAUGACGCCAUAAACAUUGUCAACCAAAACAAGUAUGGUAAUGGUGCUUCAAUAUUUACUACCUCGGGUGUUGCUGCAAGGAAAUUUCAGACUGAGAUUGAGGCUGGACAGGUUGGCAUCAAUGUCCCUAUUCCGGUUCCUUUGCCCUUUUUCUCAUUUACUGGCAACAAGGCAUCAUUUGCAGGGGAUCUCAAUUUCUAUGGCAAGGCAGGAGUUAACUUCUAUACACAGAUCAAAACAAUAACUCAGCAAUGGAAGGAUUCUGCAGCUGGUGGUGGCAAGGUUAACUUGGCAAUGCCUACCUCUCAAAAAUCUUGAGAACCUGAGCAUGAAGAAGUACAUAAUGUUUCUGAAACACUUGAAUAAAAUCAAUGUUAAGGUCUCAUGCUCUUCA
Molecule: messenger RNA, 1876 nt
Organism: Arachis duranensis
Lineage: Eukaryota; Viridiplantae; Streptophyta; Magnoliopsida; Fabales; Fabaceae
Product: methylmalonate-semialdehyde dehydrogenase [acylating], mitochondrial
Exons: 19
Coding region: 181-1800 (539 amino acids)
Biological process (GO): L-valine catabolic process; thymine catabolic process
Cellular component (GO): mitochondrion
Molecular function (GO): malonate-semialdehyde dehydrogenase (acetylating, [NAD(P)+]) activity; methylmalonate-semialdehyde dehydrogenase (acylating, NAD+) activity
Source: RefSeq, a predicted model, not a curated record